Papaver somniferum (opium poppy) is the source of this 1422-nucleotide messenger RNA. RefSeq lists its product as uncharacterized. The transcript has 3 exons. Gene Ontology annotation, biological process: DNA integration. The coding region runs from base 1 to 1422 and encodes 473 amino acids. The record is from RefSeq and is a predicted model, not a curated record. Lineage: Eukaryota; Viridiplantae; Streptophyta; Magnoliopsida; Ranunculales; Papaveraceae. Gene Ontology annotation, molecular function: nucleic acid binding.
AUGGCACAAUCAGAUCAUAAUACUAGUUUGCGUUUAACCUCUGUCUUGCUGAAUGAUGUCAAUUAUGUCAGCUGGUCUAGGGCUGCUGCUCUUGCUCUUGGGGGUAAAAGAAAGUCUGGGUAUAUUCGUGAGAAUAGUACUUGUCCAGAUGCUAAAGAUCCAAAGUAUGAAGAUUGGAUUGCUGAUGAUCAACUGGUUCGCACGUGCCUUCUCCUGUCGAUGGAACCACAUAUUUCGGAAAUUUUCUCGUUUUCAGAAUCUGCAAAGGAUUUGUGGAAGUCUGUUGCUAGUCUGUAUGGCUUACGGAAUAAUGCUGCUCGGGUGUUUGAGCUGAAGCGUGAGAUUGCUGAGGCUUCACAAGAGUAUGAAUCUCUUAGAAGCGCUAUUCUCAUGAGUGCUGAAUUGCCAAGUUUGUCUAGUGUCUGUGCGACUGUGCAACGUGAAGAGACACGCAAGAAAGUUAUGAAUCCUGUUUCUAAAAGCAUUGUAGACCUGGAUGCUGCUGAAUCCAGUGCUCUUCUGAGCUCCAGAGAUGAUAAACGAAGAGCCAUGCCAUUUGAUAAGGACAAGACUUCUCGUGCUAAGGGUAAGAGAGAAGUUUUUCAUUGUGAUCAUUGUAAUAAAACUGGUCACACCAAGGAUCGUUGUUGGGAUAUUUAUCCUCAUCUUAAAGAUAAUUUUGACAAAAAUAAGCUUGCUCGAGCUGCUGUAACUGACAAUUCAUCCUUUACCAUAGACCAGUUGAAGGAUUUCUUUCACCAGUUGAGUAAUAAGAAUGAGCGCAAGGCCAACCAUACUUCAGGUAACCUGCUAGCCUUUCUUACUACGCCUGUUUCCAACCGUCACAUUUGGAUUAUUGAUUCAGGAGCUACAUAUCAUAUGGCAAAUGAUCCUUCGUCAGUUCAUGCAUUUAUUCGCAGCUCUCAUAAAAAUGUGUAUGUUGCUAAUGGCUCUACUGCUCCUGUGCUGGGCAGUGGGAAAGUGCAUUUUUUUCCAGAUGGUCCGCCAUCUAAUGCACUUGUGGUUCCCUCGUUUCCUACUCAAUUGUUAUCUGUUGGUCAAAUCACUACUUCUCUGAAUUGUGAUGUUACAUUUACCCCUACCUCGCUCAUCUUUCAGGAUCGAAAGACGAAGAAGACGAUUGGUAGAGGCAUCUUUUCUCAUGGAUUGUACCUGUUACGCUCUAGUGACAUGGUUAAAAAAUUUAGAUCCGAUAAUGGCACUGAGUUUGUCAAAGGCCCUCUUCCAGGUUAUUUGCGUAGUCAUGGUAUUAUCCAUCAAACUAGUUGUGUUGGUACUUCACAGCAAAAUGGUGUUGCUGAAAGGAAACUCCGUCAUAUUCUGGAAACAACCCGUGCUCUUAUGAUUCAGAUGCAUGUUCCAAAGAAAUUUGGUCUCAUGGUUCUUGACGCCACUUACUGA